CAAAGCUGUUAUAGAUUAUAGAGAUGGAAUCAAAUACAGGAAAGUCACAAUGAUAACAUUUUGCUUAUUACUAUGUAAUGCAAGUUGGAGAUGAAAAGGUCUCUUAUUGACUAUGUGUUCCUAGACAGAAUCACCAGCAUUUCCAGACAAGCACCAGCUCUACAAGGUCAAAAGACACCACAACAAAAUUAAUAAUGGCUAAUUCUUCAAAUGUCUCCUAUGAAUAUCCAGAUGAUUAUAAUAUAUGGGACAAUGAAGACCACCACAACGGAAAAUCUGUUUCCUUAACAUCAUUUCAAAGUGCAGCUUUGUUUAUCCUAAGUGUAGUGUUGGUUCUUGGCGUGCCGGGCAAUUCCUUGGUGGUGUGGAUAACAACAUGUGACAUGAAAAGGUCUGUCAACACAAUAUGGUUUCUCAAUCUGGCCAUUGCUGAUUUACUGUGCUGCCUCUCUGUACCCUUUACAAUAAUGGAGAUUGUCCUGGGUCAGUGGCCAUUGGGACUCGCUACCUGCAAACUGAUACCUUCUAUUCUAUUGAUAAAUAUGUACGCCAGUGUCCUUUUACUGACUGUGAUAAGUAUAGACCGUUGGGCACUGGUUGCAAAACCAGUUUGGUGUCAGAACAGAAGAACAUUGAUGAAGGCAUAUAUGGCAUGCGCAGUUGUGUGGCUGUUGGCUCUUAUUUUAACCAGCCCAUCCUUUGUCUUUAGGAGCUUACAUACAGACAUUAAUAAUGUUAGAACAACUUGUGUAAUGCAUUUCAAUUUUUCUCAAGAGCAUACAGUAAAGGUCAAGCAAUUUAUUGCCAUUUUCCGAUUUUUAAUGGGCUUCAUUAUUCCCUUUGUUGUUAUCACUGUAUGCUAUGGUGUAUUAGUGAGAAAAGUCAGCACGCGCUAUAACAAAUCUGUUAAGACAAUGAAAGUAGUUACUGUAGUGAUUGCAGGCUUCUUUGUCUGUUGGUUCCCAUAUCAUAUAGCUGGUCUUAUACUAGUCACUCAUGCAAGUAAGACAGACAUUUAUGAAAACACAUUGGAAGUAGACCCCAUUUUGGUUAGCUUUGCAAUUAUUAACAGUUGCAUCAAUCCUAUCAUUUAUGUAUUAGCAGGGCAAGACUUGAAAUCCAAGUUUAGGAAAUCCAUCAAAUCAAUAAUGAAGAAUGUACUGGCAGGGGAAGAAAGCCAGUCAUUUGAUUCCAAUAGGAUGAAAUCAAGUUCAGAGACAAAAAACACUGAUGCAUGUGUGUAGUGUAAUUAAUCAAGUUCAUGAAUCACACCUUGAGAUCAAUUUUUGUUGUUGUUAAUUGUUUGGGAAAUCAGACCAGUGCCAUGGGUGGAUUAUUCUUUGUAUUGUACAGUGUGAGAAAGGCAGUCCAUUUAUUGUGGGAAUAGCCCAAGAGACCAGACUCUGCAUUGUACAGUAUGGUGAAGAUCAGACCCAAUAUCAAACAAUUUAUAAGAGAUCAGGUACACUAUUGGACAAUGUGAAGGAAAUCAGGCCCUGUGUUGUACAUUACUGGGGAAAUCAAACCAUGUAUUGUACAGAGUUGGUGAGAACAUACUCACAGUGUAGGAAGUUCAGUACCCAUAUUGUACAGCAAGGGUUGGAUGAAGCCCACAAGAUAAUAUUUGGCAUUGUCCAGUGUGGACUAGAUAAGGCUCAAUUAUAUAACAGUGGGAGGAUCACUGAUUGUACACUUAGAUCUGCAGACUGCUUAUUGUAUAUUCAUGAUUCCCAAUAAAACACGCCCCAAACUUGAUCUAAUAUGUUGUAAGGGGAGAACAGACCUUGUACUAUUCAAAUGUAGGAGAAAACAAAGUCUAUAUCAAUGUGACUGAGUAAUGUACGGAUUUUGCUGAGGUGGGCUUGAACUGUACUGUAAUUUACUUAAUGUUCUGCGCAACAAUAAAUAUUAGACAGUGAAUGGGGUUCAGACCCUGUAAGCCAGAGGCUUGCAGGCUUUUCAGUUCGAGGUCCAAAAUUUGGCCUGGAUCCCAUCGAUCUCCCUCGAUAACAACAAAUCUCAAGAACGUAGCAGAAUAAGUAUUCAUCCCAAAUAUUAUCCUAAAUCACGACAAGUUGUAUAUGAAUGUAAUUUCAGCCAUUAUAUAUAAAUAUGAAUGUGACAAUC
Messenger RNA from Xenopus laevis (African clawed frog), 2127 nucleotides. RefSeq names its product complement C5a receptor 1 L homeolog (gene c5ar1.L). NCBI's taxonomy places the organism in Eukaryota, Metazoa, Chordata, Amphibia, Anura, Pipidae. The transcript is spliced from 3 exons. Gene Ontology annotation, cellular component: plasma membrane; membrane; cytoplasmic vesicle. The record is from RefSeq and is a predicted model, not a curated record. Bases 195 to 1244 code for a protein of 349 amino acids. Gene Ontology annotation, molecular function: G protein-coupled receptor activity; complement receptor activity; complement component C5a receptor activity. Gene Ontology annotation, biological process: phospholipase C-activating G protein-coupled receptor signaling pathway; complement receptor mediated signaling pathway; inflammatory response.